This is a messenger RNA of Pecten maximus, 597 nucleotides long. Its product is annotated as alpha-S1-casein-like. Lineage: Eukaryota; Metazoa; Mollusca; Bivalvia; Pectinida; Pectinidae. The transcript has 2 exons. Bases 1 to 597 code for a protein of 198 amino acids. The record is from RefSeq and is a predicted model, not a curated record.
AUGUACCCUACCCUCCUACAACCGUCUUUAUCUCAGAUGUACCCUACCAUCCUACAACCGUCUUUAUCUCAGAUGUAUACUACCAUCCUACAACCGUCUUUAUCUCAGAUGUAUCCUACCAUCCUACAACCGUCUUUAUGUCAGAUGUACCCUACCCUCCUACAACCGUCUUUAUCUCAGAUGUAUCCUACCAUCCUACAACCGUCUUUAUCUCAGAUGUAUCCUACCAUCCUACAACCGUCUUUAUCUCAGAUGUAUCCUACCAUCCUACAACCGUCUUUAUCUCAGAUGUAUCCUACCCUCCUACAACCGUCUUUAUCUCAGAUGUAUCCUACCAUCCUACAACCGUCUUUAUGUCAGAUGUAUCCUAUCCUCCUACAACCGUCUUUAUCUCAGAUGUAUCCUACCAUCCUACAACCGUCUUUAUGUCAGAUGUAUCCUACCCUCCUACAACCGUCUUUAUCUCAGAUGGUUCCUCAGAGAUGGGAGGGUUCAUCUGGGAUAGGAGGUUUCCUCAGUGAUGAGAUGGGUACUCAGGAACGAGAGGGUUCCUCACGAAAGGGAGGGUUCCUGAGUAAUGAGAGGGUUUCUGAAUGA